UGUUACCCUUGAAUCCUGCAAUGAUCAAUCCCAUUCAAUCUUCCUUUUCACUCUUACAUACAUAGUACAACUUACACCUGUCUCAUGAUAAUAGGUUUCCGUUUUCUAGCUUCUCAAGUGCUGGUUCCUAGUUUCUAGUUUCCAGUUUCUAGUUUCUUAGCAACGCCGAGUCACACUUACUUGACCAUUCAUAUUUCAUAUUUCAAAUCUACAGUACAAAGUAUACUCUCUAACCAAAUAGCAUUGAAAAAAAGAAACGAAAAAGAGCAUAAUUUGUCAAGCCCCAGGUAAUCCUAAUCCAACUAAUAAACGCUUAUUAGUUAUUUCAUUUCAAACCGUCAUUCCCUGUCCUCUGAAUCAGUGAGGCGGGCGCAACGAAUCAGUGCCCCAUUUUGAUCCAUGUUGUUCCAGCAAAAAGCGAUCAGCUAAGCCGGGUUUCAAUAUGUUUGCAUGUUUAUAAUAUAAUUAUUCUUUCCUCUUUCUGUUCCGGGCAGUCUAGAUUUCCUAGACCGGACAGAGACCGAACAGAGACCGAACAGAACAUCUGGGUUGUACAGUACAAUGCCCAUCUUCCAGGUAGAUCUGGAGCAGAGGGAGUCUGCUGCACAAACAUCAACGUCUACUAUGGCGUCACCGUCUGACCAAUGCCACCAAUUCCACCCCGAUGGUACUUUGCAAAGGAAACAAUCAGAGGAGAGCAUGAGCACAGAUUUAUGUGACGGUCCGAUCCCAGAUAGCCCACUGCCUCGAACGCCAGAACGUGAUUUCCCGACCGAGUGCUCCGAUCGAUCUGAACUGAUUGAACGACUGAAAAGAGGCGAGAGCCCAACCUGGAGACCGAGUCGACAUUUGGAAUCAAUAUGGGGCCAACAACAGCCUGUGUCUCCUACUCGUAGCCCGAAACGCCCGACUACUCCCCCAUCACCUCCCUUACUGCCUUCAGUCACGAUAACUCCCGAGAGAGCGGGCACAGACUCGGAAGAUAAUGAAAAGAGGCAGCAAGAAGGGUCAAGCAUUGAGCGCCCACGUUCGGCUCUCCAUAGUGGGGACUUCACCCAGGAAGAGCCGUCUCAAGAUGCUAGCCUCGUACAAGGUAACGAGCAGGCUCCAAAGAGGCAAGAUUUUAGUGGCGUGGAUGACGGUAAUUCAUGGCUAGCUACUUCGCCUCCAAGGGACUUUACGCCCUUUCCGUUCGAGAGGCAGCAGAUAGUGGUGAGACCAGAACACUCGCCUUCAGGAUAUUCUUCUUUGUCCUCUUCCUUCUCUUCCAGCUUCGUUUAUAAGCCGCCCACUAGCCCUCUUGUCCAGUCUGAAAGCAAUGAUGAUAUUGAUUUGACAUCACCCAUGGAUGGCAUUGACAUCACUUCAAGCCUACCUAGAAAUACUCGUCGCCAUACAUUGAUGUCGUCUCACUCGACCUCCUAUGGGAUUCCUCAUAGUCAACCUCCGAGACAUCUACCUCAUACACGCCAUGAGAAGCCGUUUGCCUAUCAAGCACACCAGCCGAGGCGGUCUCUCGCUUCAACUCCUAAUUUUCCCAAUAUCCCCUCAAUCACGUGCUCUCCACAGACUCCAGCACUCCAAUCAAGGCGUCCAUCAUUCAACGCAGAUUUAUCACCACUACAGCAUGCAUCCAUGGUAGGGUCUUACGAAGAAAGCAUAUUGCGCGGACGCAUGUCAACAAAUCCAUCCAAACCUCUUGACUUUCUAGCUCAGAUUGGUGUCCUUGGGUUGGGUAAGUGCAAGUCGAGUCUACGAUGCCCUCCUCAUGUAACGUUGCCUUUCCCUGCCGUGUUCUAUAGUUACUCCGGCUCCUCUCAUAGUCGCUCCAAAGUAGAAGACGGCCCAAGUCCGUAUGUUGGACAAAUUGACUUGGAGAAUGGCCUUCCCAAUCAGGAGGAGGACGCCAGAUCAAAACGCAAGGCUAAGACCCGAAUAAUGGAACGAAAGGUGGUGGAAGAAGAGGCGACAGAACUGCACCGUCGUCCCGUGGAACAAUUGGAAAAAGACUCUCAUCAGGCUCAACGGCCCAGACGCAGGUCGGGUUCUCUCAGGGCUCCACCAGGGGGAAGCUACCGUAUUCCGGAAAAGGGGCAAAUUCAAAUUAUUAUCAAAAACCCAAACAAGACAGCUGUCAAAUUAUUUCUAGUUCCAUACGAUUUAACAGGAAUGGAACCUGGCACAAAGACAUUCAUCAGACAACGGAGCUAUUCAGCUGGGCCUAUCAUUGAUAAUAUGCCGGAAAUCAAGGACAAUGGGGCUGCAGAUCGCCCAAUCCUCAGAUAUCUAGUCCAUUUACACAUUUCCUGUCCUUCGAAGGGUCGGCAUUAUUUAUAUAAAAGCAUUAGAGUUGUCUUUGCAAACCGCGUGCCCGAUGGAAAAGAGAGGCUCCGGAACGAGAUCACUUUUCCUGAGCCCAGGUUUACCAGCUACAAACCAAUAAGGGUGAUGCAUCCUCCCAUCUCAGAGGGUACUGGUCCUGGCGCAAUUCUAGCUGCUGAGAAAGCCUUUCGAAGGCGCAGUUCUGGGAUUUACUUUGGGACUGCGAAUCAGACGUAUGACAAUGCUGGAGAGUUUUCUUCAGCAACUGUCCCAUAUCCGCUCUGUUCGUCUGGUCUUGUCGGACACAAUGCUCCGGUGGAGCCUAUUCCUCACGUGAAUAACUCUGUCCUUGCUGACGCUCAGUCGCCGACUUCUUCUCAAGCUAGCCGUCCGACUACGCAGAACUCAAGCAAUGUUUCUAAUUGGGGCGGUCGCAAUAGUCAGAUUGACAGAUACGACAAACUUAACAAGGGCGACGUAGGUUAUGGCGGAAAUGCGUUUGCCCAUCUAAUUAACGGCAACACCGGUGUUGCAGAAAGCCUACUUUCUCAGAGGCUUAGAUCACUUGGUGUUCAGGGCCAAGCAAACAAUGAAGCAAAUAAGGAGUCGGAUACAAUGCAGGAGUAGGAUAUCAUUCCCCGGGCUGCGGCGUUGGUGGAAGAUCCAUCUACAUCGCCGUUAGGAUGUAAUUUAUUUUACUUAGGUACAUAUUUUCCAUAGCAUGGAUCUUACGGCUGGGCAAUUCUUACAUUGGCUAAUGUAAAGGAUUUGUUGCUAGGAGUCUGGACACCGGUUGAGUUUAACAUGACUCCUAUGUAUUACUCUACACUCUGGCAUGGACAUUAUUUCGAGAUCAAAUGAAAUUUUCAAACGACGAACAGUCAUUGGCAAUGUGCUUAACCUUAGAUGCUCAUACUUGAACAUUUUGUUUACUUCAAUGUUGCAGGAUAUAAGAUAAACAGAUCACUGUAGUACGAAUACUAGGUACUCUAUGAAAUGCCCAACG
Messenger RNA from Hypoxylon fragiforme, 3328 nucleotides. RefSeq lists its product as uncharacterized. The record is from RefSeq and is a predicted model, not a curated record. The coding region runs from base 562 to 2949 and encodes 795 amino acids. The transcript has 2 exons. NCBI's taxonomy places the organism in Eukaryota, Fungi, Ascomycota, Sordariomycetes, Xylariales, Hypoxylaceae.